AUGGUCUACGUUCGACAACAAGAUCUGCCGAAUCUUAAGCAGUAUAAAUACUCCGGCGUCGACCACUCGCUGCUGUCGCGCUACGUGCUGAAACCCUUUUACACCAACGUCGUCAUAAAAUGCUUCCCCAUGUGGAUGGCCCCGAACUUGAUUACGCUUACCGGGUUCAGUUUUGUGGUUAUCAAUAUUCUGACGCUGUUGUGGUAUAAUCCGACGCUGGAUCAGGAUUGCCCGCCUUGGGUGUAUGUCAGUUGGUCGAUUGGAUUGUUUUUGUAUCAGACCUUUGAUGCUGUUGAUGGAUCCCAGGCGCGACGAACUCAUCAGAGUGGACCCCUUGGAGAACUCUUCGACCACGGUGUCGACGCUGUCAAUACUUCCCUGGAAGUUCUCGUCUUUGCAGCCUCACAGAAUCUGGGAAUGGGAUGGAAGACUGUCCUGGUCUUGUUCGGAGCCUCCCUGACCUUCUACAUACAAACCUGGGAUGAAUACCACACCAAGACUCUCACACUGGGCCUCAUCUCUGGCCCCGUCGAAGGCAUCGUCAUCCUGACCUUGGUCUACGCAUUCACAGCUAUCAAGGGUGGAGCCAGCUUCUGGCAACAAGGCAUGCUCGAGACAGCCGGUAUUCCCCAUUAUGCUUUCAUCCCGAACUACAUCUACAACCUCGCGUUCAAUGAAUGGUACAUGGUGCAAGGAGGCAGCGUCCUCGUCCUCAACACUGUUCAAUCUGCCAUCAACGUAAUCAAAGUCCGCCGCGAGCGCGGUGACAAAUCCCGUGGCGCUCUCCUCGGACUGGUCCCCUUUUUCGUAACCUGGACCCUGAUCCCUGCCUACCUCUGGCUCAACCCCGAGAUCCUCUACAACCACCUAGUCCCCUUCGUCUUCUUUGCUGGCCUCGUCAAUGCGUACUCAGUUGGCCAAAUGAUCACUGCACACCUAGUCAAACUUCCCUUCCCUUACUACAACGUGUUGGUCCUGCCCAUUGCGUACGGAGUGUUUGACUCGCUUGGCCCGUUCUUGCAGCAACAUAUCGGAAUCGGAUGGCCGAGUGCGUUGGGUAGUGGGGUGUAUCAGGUCGCGUACGUGUUUUCGAUGCUGGGGGUGGCUGUUGGGGUUUAUGGGAGCUUUGUUGUGGAUGUCAUCGUCACGAUUUGUGACUAUCUAGACAUAUGGUGCUUGACGAUCAAGCACCCCUGGAACGAGGAAGAGGAGGCUAAGAAACUGAAAUAG
Drepanopeziza brunnea f. sp. 'multigermtubi' MB_m1 is the source of this 1230-nucleotide messenger RNA. RefSeq lists its product as uncharacterized. NCBI's taxonomy places the organism in Eukaryota, Fungi, Ascomycota, Leotiomycetes, Helotiales, Drepanopezizaceae. Gene Ontology annotation, cellular component: membrane. Gene Ontology annotation, biological process: phospholipid biosynthetic process. The record is from RefSeq and is a predicted model, not a curated record. Gene Ontology annotation, molecular function: phosphotransferase activity, for other substituted phosphate groups.